This is a messenger RNA of Scutellospora calospora, 1925 nucleotides long. The record is from the annotation of a GenBank genome assembly. Lineage: Eukaryota; Fungi; Glomeromycota; Glomeromycetes; Diversisporales; Gigasporaceae.
AUGCAAAGUGUUCACAAAAAAGAAACCAAAAAUUUUUAUAUCACCAGUAAUGAUGAUUUGAGCAGUGGAAUAAAUAUUAAAAAUGAUAAUGAAAUAAUUGAUGAAUCUGCUAUCGUUGAAGAACCAAACAAAAAUAAGCCUAACUACCAAAUCCUUGUCCAGAUUAAAUCAUUGAAAUUUAAUCCAUUACGACAACCAAAUCCCAAUAUUAAGAAAUCAAUUCGUCUUGCCAUCCGUUCAGUAACUUACAAUACCAAACCGAGUAUCUCGCUUGAAGAACAAUUGGAAAAAAUGUUUCUUUUUCCAUUUGAUUAUCAUUCAUUGGUUUUUGAUUCAAUGAAGUUUGAUAUUUAUGAUCAUGGGUUCUUCUUAAAUACAAAUAAAAAACUUGGACGUGUUAUUGUACAAUUAAGUGCUUUAAAACAAGCUAUUAUCGACCAAAAAGAAUUUGAAGGAACUUUUUCUCUUGAAACUAAGGAAUUAUUAAAUAUUCAAGAAGUUGCCAUACAAAACAAAGCUACACCCCCAAUUCUUAACGAUAGAAAUCUAGCAACUGAAGUUAAUGACAUAGUUGAAUUUGAAUGUAAUAAUAUUCUGACAUAUACCGAAGUAAGGUCUCUUGGUAUACUUGAUUUGGUAUUAAGUCAAGAGACUAGGGAUGCGAUUAAGGAGAUUACAGUUCUUUAUAAUUCGUUUUUUGAUAACCGAUGGAUGCUGUCCAAGUUGGAGUUUUUAGAAGCAUAUAUGCUGUUAGAAAAAUAUUAUGCUCAAAAACCAAAAAUAUCUCAAAAAGUUACAGGGAAUUUGAUUCAAGAUGUGGAUAGAAUGAAAAAAGCUCAGAGAUACUUAAAAUUUUCAAUGGCAUCAUAUGGAUCUUUCUUGUUUCAUUGGUUUGGAUAUGGUCAUAAUAUUGGUCCAUUAAAUGUUCUUAGAAUGAAUUCUGACAAAAAAGUUGUACAGGAUUUUUUUGGUCUUGAAAAAGAAGAUAUUAUUUGUUGGGAAUAUGGACUAAAUGCAGUUGCGGUACCUAAUUACAUGGUAAUUAGAGAUCCAGAAACAAAUUCUAUUCUUAGUGUUAUUGAUGUAAUAACUGAUGCUCUAGCACACUAUGAACAAUGGAACGGUGGUUUUGUUCAUCGUGGAGUACUACGCAGUGCCCAAUAUCUAGUAGAUCAUUCCUUAGAUGACAUUAGAGCUGCCGUAAUAAAAUUUAAUGCGGAUUCCAUACAAAUAAUAGGUCAUUCAUUAGGUGCAUCUAUAUCAUCUAUCGUAACUCUUCUUUUACGAGAAAAAUGUAAAGAUCUACUUGCAGGUGGAAUUGAUAUUCGUGCAUGGAAUUUCGCAACUGCUCCGUGUUGUUCACAUGAUUUGGCAUGUAAUCCUGAGGCCAUAAAUUUCAUUUAUAAUUUUGUGAAUGAGAACGACAUUAUUCCGAGAUUGAGUUAUGGUAAUUUAAUGGAUUUUAAAGAGUUGGUUAAGUUUGCAGCUAGUGAAUUGAAGAAUGAAGAAUAUAAAAAGUUAAAGUCGACUGAAAAAUUUCUUAAAAUUUUCACUUCGAUCGAUUCUUAUCGCACAACAUUAAAAUCAAAGUCAUCUAGCCAAAAGUUAUAUAUACCUGGAACUAUACAUUAUUUAUACAAAGGGUUUUAUCGUUCUCAUAUUAAAUCGUCAUUAGCAUGUUAUACUAAAGAUAUAGUGUGUGAAAAAUCCUCACCAGAUUUACUUACGGACAUUACUUUACGACGGAACUGGCUGUUUCAUCAUUUUCCAGAUAGGUAUGAUAAGAAGUUUAAGGGUGUUAUCACAUUUUUAUUAAACAGAAUGAAUGAUAAAGAAGUCGACAAAGUAGAAAAUUUUUGGAAGAAAUGGAGAAAAAUGGAUGAAAUCGAACACGUAUCAGAAGAAGGUGGACAACAUAUGGAAAG